AUGACUGAACCGGGGGGCCGCCGGAAACGCCGACCCUCGGGCCGGCGAGCAGCCAGAGAGGCUCACACUUCCAAGCACCACACACCAAGGACGGGCUGGACGGCAAGACGGGGAUCUGGGACCGAGGGCCUGGACCUCCCCCCAUAAUUUAACCUUUGGAUCCCGGAGCCGCCAGGGGACUUCGUGCAGCUGCCUGUGCCCAUCAUCCAGCAGCUCUACCACUGGGAUUGCGGCCUGGCUUGCUCCAGGAUGGUGCUGCAGUACCUAGGCCAGCUGGACGACAGUGAGUUUGAGAGUGCCCUGCAGGAGCUGCAGCUGACCAGGAGCAUCUGGACCAUCGACCUAGCCUAUCUGAUGCGUCACUUUGGCGUGAGGCACCGUUUCUGUACCCAGACCCUGGGUGUUGAUAAGGGCUAUAAGAACCAGUCCUUCUACAGGAAGCACUUUGACACAGAGGAGACCCGGGUGAACCAACUGUUUGCACAAGCCAAGGCCUGCAAGGUGCUGGUAGAGAAAUGCACGGUGAGCGUGCAGGACAUCCAGGCGCACCUGGCUCAGGGUCACGUGGCCAUCGUGCUGGUGAACUCAGGAGUGCUACACUGCGACCUGUGUUCCAGUCCCAUCAAGUACUGCUGCUUUGCCCCCCGUGGCCACCGCUGCUUCUGCCGCACACCCGACUACCAGGGCCACUUCAUCGUGCUGCGUGGCUAUAACCGGGCCACUGGUUGCAUCUUCUACAACAAUCCAGCCUAUGCUGACCGAAUGUGCAGUACCAGCAUCAGUAACUUUGAGGAGGCCAGAACCAGCUAUGGCACAGACGAAGACAUCCUCUUUGUCUACUUGGACAGCUGACAGCAGGAGCCUGGUGUGCCCAGGCCCUUGGACCCUACCCCUACCCCAGCCAGGCCCAUUCAGGAUGCCCUGGCCCAGGCCUGGAGCUGCUGGGACUGGGAUGCAGAGCUGCAGCUUCAGCCCAUCUGGCAAAGCCCCAGGGAACUCUAGGAGUCUGUGGCGUGGCUGCUUUGUCAGCCAGUGCUGUAUGCUGUCAUGCCUCUCACCCUAAGCACCUGUUGUUGCUGGGAGCGUCCCCAGAGUAUCUGAGGGGAGCCUCCCUCAGGACCCCAAGCCUCACUCCAACUGUGCCCACAGGAAGUCCAGCUCCGAGGGUAUGCUUGUUGCCUUCGAGCUGGACCCAAGGCAA
Messenger RNA from Carlito syrichta (Philippine tarsier), 1201 nucleotides. RefSeq names its product guanylyl cyclase domain containing 1 (gene GUCD1). The record is from RefSeq and is a predicted model, not a curated record. Lineage: Eukaryota; Metazoa; Chordata; Mammalia; Primates; Tarsiidae.